AUGGCACCGUCACAUAAAUUUUUCACAGACCUUUCCGAUGAUAUGGCUGAAUUAUUAAAUACAGGUGCUGGUUACGAUGUUGUAAUUCAAGUCGGGGAAGAACCAAACGUUAAAGAAUUUAGAACACAUUCAGUAAUGCUAGCAGCAAGGUGUCCAUAUUUUCAAACUGCAUUAUCAAGUAAAUGGGCUAAAAAGCAAGGCGAUAUUUUUAUAUUUCGUAAACCAAAUAUUUCUCCAAAAACUUUUAAGGAAAUCUUGUUAUAUUUAUACACUGGAACAAUUGAUUUGGUUCAACAAGAUGGCACCGAUUUAAUAAAAAUACUCGUGGCUGCCGACGAAUUAGACCUUCAAAAAAUUGUAUUAGUAAUAAAAGAAUACCUAAUCGAUAAUCAAUCCGAACUUUUAAUUAGAAAUCCUAUCCGUUUCGUCCAAUCCGUAUUCCAUUAUGAAAUAUGCACUUCUUUAAGGGAUUAUUGUCUACAAGCAAUUUGUGAAAAUCCACAAAUUAUAUUUGGUUCAUCUGAUUACUUAUCACUUGAUAAACCCCUACUUUUACGACUCUUAAAUUGUGAUAAAUUGGAAAUGGAUGAAAUUGAUAUCUGGCAAAACACACUUAAAUGGGGAAUCGCGCAAAACUCUUUAAAAAUUAAACUUGAUGAAAGGAAUCCUGCAAAAAAUUUAUUACAAUGGACUGAUAAAGAUUUUAUCGCAUUGAGUGAAACAUUACAAGAUUUAAUUCCACUUAUUAGAUGGAUACAUAUUCCUUCAAGUGAUUUCUUACAUAAAGUUAGACCUUUUAAAAAGCUUUUACCUCAAACUCUUUAUGAAGAUAUUCUAAGUUUUCAUUUGGAUUCUGGGAAUAAACCAUUUUCGAUUGAAACUCCUCCCCGGAAAGGUCCAAUUUUUGAUUCAGUCUUGAUGGACUAUCAACAUGUUUGUGCUUUGGCUAAUUUUAAAAUCGCUCGAGUUCAACGACCACAAUAUGCUAUUUAUUAUGAUCGAAAAUAUGGACCUGGAUGGGGAUAUUCUGGUGAUUUGAUUAUUAAAGAUGCUGGUUCAAUUUAUAAUAGUCAGAAAACCAUGACAUAUCCUGAAGCUUCAAAAUUCUUUCAAUAUACGGCCUCAUCAGAAUAUGAUAUUGAUGAAUAUGAAGUUUUUCAAGUUAUAAGAAAACCUGGAUUUAGAGAAAUGAGUAGAGCAAGGUAUUAUUCUCGUGGAUUUAUACGAAUGUUAAAGAGACAAAAUUGGAAUUAUUUUUUCAAAUUAUUAAUUAUGUUAAUGUUUACGUUGUUUAUUGGAUGGAUGAUUAUUAAAUAUGAGAUUUAUUGGAAAGUUUACGAUAUUUUGGAAUGGAUUAUUGCAAAUUUUUAUAAAUCAAUGAAUAACACAGCUAAGAAGAAAAAAGCAAAAGGAUCAAACCAAUUAAAUAUAUAUUAUCGUUGCUAUGACAUAAUUAGUGAUUAG
Scutellospora calospora is the source of this 1464-nucleotide messenger RNA. Lineage: Eukaryota; Fungi; Glomeromycota; Glomeromycetes; Diversisporales; Gigasporaceae. The record is from the annotation of a GenBank genome assembly.